This is a messenger RNA of Onthophagus taurus, 973 nucleotides long. Lineage: Eukaryota; Metazoa; Arthropoda; Insecta; Coleoptera; Scarabaeidae. The record is from RefSeq and is a predicted model, not a curated record.
UGUUCAUGUGACUUGCAUUUUCUUCGUGGUAAAAUCACUACAAAAACGAUAAAAAAAGAAGAGAUGUUGAAGGUCACAUAAAUAAAACACAAUAAUAGAUUAUCGCGUUUUAUGUUUUUAUGUAAAUUUUUUUUUCUUUUCAUUUAAACAAUUGUAAACGAUUAUUAUUCGACGAAGGUUAAUAUGAAUUGCAAAUGGGUGUGAGUCGAAAAUUUGUGGUUUUCUAGCAUGGAUUCGAGUACUAUCGCUGGGUUUUUCCUUCGUUUGCGAGAUCAUCGUCAAGGCGAAAUUCCCACUUAAUCCUCGGAACCUGUUACACUUUUAUAUACAUAUAGCAGACGUCGCUCAGAACGCAUCAGAACAUAUUAACACGGUUUACGUACAACAUCUCUUACAUUGUUUUUUUGUCAAAAUUUUAAAUUCCGAAAAUGAAACUUCUAAUCGUUUUAUUACCAUUAAUAACUAUAUCAUUGGCUCAACGACCAUCAUACGCAGGAACGAGACCGAUUGGAAAACCAGAAUUAGCGAGCAGAUUCCGCGAUCCAAAUGAAGAAACUUCCACAAUCACUUUAGGAAGUCGUCUUGGAGAAAACAGUGGGACUACAUCAAGAAUACCGGUUGAUGCACGGGGAGACAACGAAUUGGUGGAUAGACUCAAUGAGUGGCCCCGCGAGAAUCGCCCAUUUUGGUUGUUAAACUUCGAGCAAAUUGAAAACCAGAGGAAUCAAAGACCAACUGCUCCGCCAGUUCAAUCGCGCUUUGCAGAAUCCGAAACGAUCCCUGUUAGGCCAGAACUUCCCGUUCCAUCGUUUUUAAGUAAUCAAAGACAAAGGACUUAAGAAGAUAGAAAAAAGUAAUCAAAGACAAAGGACUUAAGAAGAUAGAAAAAAAGUUGUAUGUGGACUAUUUUAGUGUUAUUGUGAUAAAUUUGUAAUGUUUCUUUUGAUUUUAUAAAUUUGUAAGUAAGAAUUAA